GCUAAUCUAAUUCAAAGCACUCAAACUGUUCAAGUCAAGCUAGCUGAUCAGCAAGCUGAUCCUAAUUCUCCUUUGUAUUCUGUAAAGUCGUUUGAUGAUUUGGGUUUAACACCUGAACUCCUCAAAGGUAUUUAUGCUAUGAAAUUCAACAAACCUUCCAAGAUUCAAGAAAGGGCCUUACCGUUAUUGAUUCAAGAUCCACCAAGAAAUAUGAUUGGACAAUCUCAAAGUGGCACUGGCAAAUCUGCAGCCUUUGUAUUGUCAAUGUUAUAUAGAGUCAAGCUGGAUAUCAAGGCUCCUCAAGCUAUCUGUUUGGCACCUUCUCGUGAACUUGCUCGCCAAAUUUUAGAAGUGGUGGAUCAAAUGUCCAAAUUUACAGGAAUCACAACUCAAUUGAUUGUCAAGGAUUCUUAUCGCCGAAAUCAAGCUAUUAAUGCUCAAGUCAUUGUGGGUACUCCUGGUUCUGUUACUGAAGUCAUCCGUCGUCGCAUGGUACCUACUAAAGAUAUUCGUAUCUUUGUAUUGGACGAAGCUGAUAAUAUGUUGGAUCAAGAUGGUUUAGGAGAUCAAACUCUUCGUAUUCAAGCUAUGUUGAACCCUAAUAUCCAAACCGUUCUUUUCUCUGCCACCUUCCCUGAUCAUGUACGAAGAUUUGCUGAACGAUUUGCCAAGAAUGCCAACGAAAUCUCUUUGAAGAGAGAAGAACUCAGUGUAGAUAGUAUCAAACAAUUUUAUGUGGACUGUGACUCUGAAGAACAUAAGUAUGAUGUCUUGGUCAAUUUAUACGAUCUUUUGACGGUCAGUCAAAGUAUUAUUUUCUGCAAGUUACGAACUACUGCGGAUGAAAUUGCCAGGCGAAUGACUAGUCAAGGCCAUGCUGUCGUUGCAUUACACGGCAAGAUGACACCUGAAGAACGAGAUAAGGUGAUGGAUGACUUCCGAAGAGGUGAAUUCAAGGUAUUAAUUACAACAAAUGUGAUUGCUCGGGGGAUUGAUAUUUUACAAGUGACCUUGGUUUUGAACUAUGAUUUACCUAUGGACCGUAUGAACAAUCCUGAUUAUGAAGCUUAUCUCCAUCGUAUUGGACGAACAGGUCGAUUUGGUCGUACUGGUGUCAGUAUCAACUUUGUCCACAACCAGGAAACAUGGCAAAAGAUGGCGAUGAUUGAGAAACAUUUCGAACGCCCUAUCGAACUUAUACCAACGGACGACUGGGAAGCUGUGGAAAAACAAUUGAAGAGUGUCCUUUAG
Messenger RNA from Halteromyces radiatus, 1251 nucleotides. RefSeq names its product P-loop containing nucleoside triphosphate hydrolase protein. The record is from RefSeq and is a predicted model, not a curated record. The transcript is spliced from 7 exons. The annotation marks the transcript as partial. Gene Ontology annotation, cellular component: nucleus; cytoplasmic stress granule. Gene Ontology annotation, biological process: poly(A)+ mRNA export from nucleus. Lineage: Eukaryota; Fungi; Mucoromycota; Mucoromycetes; Mucorales; Cunninghamellaceae. Gene Ontology annotation, molecular function: RNA helicase activity; RNA binding; ATP binding.